Eutrema salsugineum is the source of this 4519-nucleotide messenger RNA. RefSeq lists its product as uncharacterized. Lineage: Eukaryota; Viridiplantae; Streptophyta; Magnoliopsida; Brassicales; Brassicaceae. The record is from RefSeq and is a predicted model, not a curated record. The transcript has 3 exons. Gene Ontology annotation, cellular component: Ino80 complex. Bases 370 to 4335 code for a protein of 1321 amino acids.
CGUCUUCUUCGUCCUACUAUGCCCUAAGUCUCUGUGGCUUUACCCUUUUUGGUCUUUUCACAUAACACCCAGUAAUCUGACGGCUCUGCUUCCGUCCACGUCAGCUUCGUCUUCUUCAACCCUCUCUUUCUCUCACGGUCACCGUCUUCUUCUCCCCUCUUUAGUUUAUCGCGUUAUUUAUACGGUUUCUUCUCUAGGGUUUCCUCCAGAUUCAUCUACCAUUCUCUUCUCCGUUUUUCGUUUUUUUUCAUCCCUCGAGUAACCGAAGUUUCGCCGACGCGGAGGCAUCGGAGCUCCAGUUUUGUUCAAUUCUGGAGAAAAUUUGAGGGUUAUCGAGUUCUGUGAGUGGGAUUGGGGGUUUUAUGUGCGAUGGCGAUUGAGAAGAGUAACGUUAAGGUUUCUAGGUUUGAUUCAGAGUACUCUCAUGGCAGUGGUGAAUCUAUGUCAAGCUACGAAGGAGAAGAGAGGCUUGAACUUCAACGUAAAAUCUCUUCAGCAGCGGCUAAUGUUGAUUCUGAGGAUGAGGAAGAUGAUUUCGAUGAAGAUGAUUCAGGAGCAGGCUCUGAUGAUUUUGAUCUGCUCGAGCUGGCUGAAACCGGAGCCGAGUUUUGUCAGGUUGGGAACGUGACUUGUAGCAUUCCUUUCGAGCUCUAUGAUCUCUCUAAUCUAGAAGAUAUACUCUCUGUUGAUGUUUGGAACGAGUGUCUCACUGAGGAAGAACGUUUUAGCCUCUCGAGUUAUCUUCCUGACAUUGAUCAGUUCACGUUUAUGCGUACUUUGAAAGAGCUUUUCGAGGGUCGUAAUUUCCACUUUGGAAGUCCGAUCAAGAAACUGUUUGACAUGUUGAAAGGUGGACAGUGCGAGCCGAGGAACGCGCUUUAUCUCGAGGGACGUGAUUUGUUUCUAAGGACGAAACAUUAUCAUACGCUGAGGAAGUAUCAUAAUGACAUGGUUGUGAAUCUUUGUCAGACGAGGGAUGCUUGGGCGAGUUGUAAAGGGUACAGCAUCGGUGAGAAGCUCCGAGUCUUGAAUAUCGUCAAAAGCCAGAAGACUCUUAUGCGCGAGAAAAAGGAUGAUUUUGAGGAGGAUUCCUCGGAGAAAGAGGAACCUUUUGAUGGGGUUUGGAGCAGAAAGGUUAAAGAUAAGUCUGCGCAAAACAAAAUGGCACGUUAUGGUGUUGAUUCACAUGAUAGAUAUGCCAAACCAAAGUCGAAACCAAAGACAGGAGCACUGAAGUUUAAAACCUCUAAUGGGCCAUAUGCUUCAGGUUAUAAUGGGUUAGGUAUGAACUCUGCAUACAACACCUCAUCUCUAGUUAGGCAGAAGAAGUAUGGUUCAAGUUUGGUUCUUGGGUCAGAAGAUAUUAUUGAUGACAAUGAUGAUGAUCAGGAUCCACUCUUUGGAAUGGGUUCUCGACGAGAUCGGGAUAUUGAUGCUAAAGAGAGAUCUGGAUUCUUGAGGCCUGGAAAAAAACAUAAGUUUCCAAGAGAGGGAGAACCGAUUUCUGAACAUUUCAUGAGUCCACCAUAUUCGUCAAGGCAGUCCCACAGCAAUUUUGCAAAAUCAAGUAAAUAUGCAAAUCAUAUUCAGCCUCAUGGAUAUGCAGAUCAGAUGAAGCCUGUAAAAGGUAGUCUAGCAGACCUUCGUGGGGAGUUUCAUCGGCAUGGAAAGAAUCAUGGAGAUGGCUUUUCUGUUGAUCCCAGAUAUAUAUCUGAUGACUUGAAUAGUAAAAGCAAAAAAUUGAAGUCUGAGAGGGACUCACCUGAUACUAGUUUGAGAUCUUAUAGAGCUUCUAUGCAACAAAUGAACGAAAGGUUCUUAAAUUCUGAUUUUGGUGAGAACCAAGUCCAGGAAAAGAUUAGGGUGAAUGUGGUACCAAAUGCGAGGUCUGGUAUUGCAGCGUUCAGAGAUAGCAGAUUGUUCAUGAGAAAUGAUGAUACAGAGUCGGAUUCAUCUGACGGGUAUGAUGAUGAGGAGGAGAGACAUCACAUUAUGCGGAACAAAUCAUCCGUCUCUGGUGGUAGGCUAAAUAAUUCUCAUUUUGCAAUACUCAAAUCCGGGCAAGAUAGUAAAAAAAAUAAAUCAAGAAAGAAAGAUAUGCUGGAGAAUGAAUUGCUUGAUCGACGGGGAGAUUACUUGAAAUAUUUAGGCCCACCUGGAGAACACAUCUAUGCGCCAGGUACAGAGAAACAUUCCUUCAAGUCAAAACAAAAGGGUAAGAUGCGUGACAGGAGUCCCUUGAAUAAUUUCUCCCCUCGAGAUUUUGAAGAUGGCCCUAUCACAAGCUUGAGUGAAUUGAAGGACAGGCACAAUAGGAAGGAGUUUUUCAGGCCAAACAAGAGUAGCCAGACAAGAGAGCAAAUGACUUAUAGACCACAGUUUCAGAGAUCAUCUGCAAAACAAAAUUUGUCUGGUAGAAAAAGAGGCUUUGAUGAAGAUGACGAAUCACCUGAGAUGAGAACAUUGGUUAAUGAUAUUGCCCGGGAUCGACAUAGUAGGAAAUAUCAGGUCUCUGAGGGGGAUGGUAAUAGUGGUGAUGAAAAUUCAGAGGCCAGGUUGUUGGUUACUUGCAGUGCUGUGUCCAAAAAGAGGAAGACUAGAGAGUCUUUGAUGGACAUUGAGAGGAGGGAGGAUAAUGGUGAGCUGCAGCUUUAUUCUGACAUUCAACAGCCGGUUGAUGAUAUUAUUGCCUUAAAGAGAAAGGGAAAGAAGAAAAUGGAGGUUGAUGUUGAUUUUCUCGAUUUGGAAACCUCUGAAACACCAAAAGCAGGAAAAGGUGCAAGUGAAGCAGAGGUGGAAACCAAGCCGCAGAAGAAGCCAUUUGUGUUGAUCACACCAACAGUUCACACUGGCUUCUCUUUCUCCAUUAUGCAUCUUCUGACAGCAGUGCGUAUGGCAAUUAUUAGUUCGCGUCCCGCAGAUUCAUCAGAUGUUAGCAAGCCUAUGGCAGUGGAGAAUGCAGAACAUGAAGCUGGAGAAAAUGGUGCUCCCAUGUCCAAGGAUGCAGAGGAUAACAAGUCGCCACAGCAGGGAAGUGGGAACUUGCCAUCGCUCACUAUCCAGGAGAUUGUUAGCUGUGUGAAGUCAAACCCGGGAGAUCCUUGCAUCCUCGAGACGCAAGAGCCACUUCAGGAUUUGAUUAGAGGAGUUCUCAAAAUCUUCUCCUCGAAAACCUCACCUCUAGGAGCAAAGGGUUGGAAGCCACUUGUACAAUUUGAGAAACCCACGAAAAGCUGGUCUUGGAUAGGGCCUGUUCUAAGUCCUUCUGAUCAAGAGAGUGUUGAAGAGGUAACAUCGCCUGAAGCCUGGGGUCUCCCGCACAAGAUGCUUGUCAAGUUGGUUGAUUCAUUUGCAAAUUGGCUGAAAAAUGGUCAGGAAACUCUUCAGCAAAUCGGAAGUCUUCCCGAACCACCGCUGUCACUCAUGCAGUGUAACCUUGACGAGAAAGAAAGAUUUAAGGAUCUGAGAGCCCAAAAGAGCCUUAACACAAUUCUCCAGAGUUCCGAAGAAGCAAGAGCUUAUUUCCGCAAAGAGGAAUUUCUGAGGUACUCAAUUCCGGACAGGGCCUUUGUGUACACGGCUGCUGAUGGUAAGAAGUCGAUUGUUGCCCCUCUGAGAAGAGGCGGAGGGAAGCCAACCUCGAAAGCUCGGGAUCAUUUCAUGUUGAAACGUGAGAGACCGCCACAUGUUACAAUUCUGUGUCUUGUGAGAGAUGCUGCCGCCAGAUUGCCUGGUAGUAUUGGGACAAGAGCUGAUGUUUGUACCUUAAUAAGAGACUCGCAGUAUAUCGUGGAGGAGGUGACCGAUAUACAAGUGAAUCAAGUCGUGAGUGGGGCCUUGGAUCGUUUGCACUAUGAGCGGGACCCUUGUGUCCUAUUCGAUGCAGAUAGGAAAUUGUGGGUCUAUCUACACAGAGACAGAGAAGAAGAAGAUUUUGAAGAUGAUGGUACUUCAUCCACUAAGAAAUGGAAGAGGCCGAAGAAGGAAGCUGCAGAGCAAACAGAGGAACAAGAAGCUGUCACAGUAGCGUUAAAUGGGAAUGAAGAACAAACCGGGACUGAGAUGGGUUCAGACCAGAAGACUGUUGAGUCCGCUGGUUUAGACGGGGAUCAAGGAGCAGCAGACCAACUGUGUAAUGUUACUGAACAAGCUGGAGAGGAAAUGUGUAUUGAGACUGAACAAGCUGGAGAGGAGCAAGAUGUUGAGAACACUGCACAUGGUAAUGAGACAACGAUGUGGGAGCCUGAUCCUGCUGUGGUUUCAAAUCCUAUUGAGGAUAACACGUUCAUCUGCCAAGAGAACUCAGUGGAUGUUGAUUUUGACGAUGAAACAUGAUUGGUGAAAUUCUUUAAUACCAGUUGCAGGUGAAAAUUCCAGAGGGUAGUGUUCUUUAACAGAAAGAGAGGCUAUGGAUUUGUAUAAAGACAUAAUUGGUUUGGUCCCAAAAGAAAUAUAAGAGUUGAGAUCACACAAGCUCUCUCACAAACAUGUUGAAAGGUUAUUCUUUUUGUUCUCAAGC